UACAUUAGGCCUACAUGUAAAUGGGUCUGAUAGUACUGUAUUAUUUAUGGAUUUAUCGACACUUUCCACGGGAAAUCCCGGCCCCGAAAGUAAUACGAUGGAGAGGCUUAUGAUCACUGUUGAUAUCAACUCAAAAGUAGCUCUUGCCAUCAAGAUGGUACUUUCUGGUAUAGGACCACCAACCCAUAGCAGACCAGGGGAUCUUGAUAUAGAUUCAUCAGUACAGAGUACAAGGUAUAUGAAUAUGAAGUUUAGACCAUUCAUGCUGAUGAUGAUUCAACUACUGCAGCUCGACGGAAGAAUGAUUUUCCACCCCUUCCAACAAAGAGCAGGACAAGAAUCGCUUGUUGAAAAUAAACUAACAUAGUCAAUAGACUACUUUUCUUUGUCAGCUUUAUAUUACCGGGUACAUGUAUCUCUUGAUUGAGUGUUACGUUUAAAGUGGAAACUAAUCACUCCACAUAUAGAUUUUUUUCCAUUUUUCAUAUUUUAUCUACCCUGUUUUAUGUCUGGUGUGGUAAUAGAUCACUCCACAUGCAGCCUUUCAUGUUUAAUGUACUAUGUUAUGUUUUGUAUAUGUCAGUUGCAGUAUUACACUGCUGU
Saccostrea cuccullata (small rock oyster) is the source of this 603-nucleotide messenger RNA. RefSeq lists its product as uncharacterized. The record is from RefSeq and is a predicted model, not a curated record. Lineage: Eukaryota; Metazoa; Mollusca; Bivalvia; Ostreida; Ostreidae. The transcript is spliced from 3 exons. The coding region runs from base 47 to 367 and encodes 106 amino acids.